Cladophialophora psammophila CBS 110553 is the source of this 849-nucleotide messenger RNA. RefSeq lists its product as uncharacterized. Gene Ontology annotation, molecular function: oxidoreductase activity. Bases 1 to 849 code for a protein of 282 amino acids. NCBI's taxonomy places the organism in Eukaryota, Fungi, Ascomycota, Eurotiomycetes, Chaetothyriales, Herpotrichiellaceae. The transcript has 3 exons. The record is from RefSeq and is a predicted model, not a curated record.
AUGCCUCGAGUCUUCCUUAUCACCGGCACGUCGACCGGCUUUGGUCACGACUACGCCCAAGAAGUUCUGGACCGCGGCGACAUUGUGGCCGCCACAGCCCGCGACCCGUCACAACUGUCUUUCACCAACACCAGCCCCGAAACGUACCUGGCACUCCGCCUCGACGUCACGGAUAAGGACUCAAUCAAGCAAGCCUUCUCCCAGACGCUCAAGAAAUUUGGCCGCAUCGACGUGGUGGUAAACAACGCAGGCUACGGUCUCUCGGGCUGUUUCGAAGAGUGCACUGACGAGGAGAUCCGACGGCAGAUGGACAUUAACCUCUUUGGACUGCUGGACGUAACCCGCGAGGCGUUGGAGACUAUGAGGGAUAAGCAGAGACCCCAGGGCGGGUUGAUUCAGCAGAUCACGAGUAUUGGUGGCCAGAGGGGGGUGCCGUUCUUCAGCAUCUAUUGUGCCAGUAAGUGGGCCGUCGAGGGCUUCACAGAGGCUCUCAGCCAUGAGAUGAAGCCCGAGUGGGGGAUUAAGUUCACUCUGAUCGAGCCGGGCGGGUUCAGAACAGACUGGGCCGGCCGUUCCAUGACCUUCGCUAAACGCCAUCCCGCAUAUGACCAUCUCAAUGCCGAGAUACACAUGACCGCCCGCCACGGCACGCAGGCAGGGGACCCUAAUAAGGGCGCAAAGGCGAUGUACGAGCUGGCUGUGAUGCCCAGCCCGCCCUUGCGGGUCGUCAUCGGCACCGACGCGUACAAGGCGGUCAUGAACAAGCUAGAGCAAUACGAACAAAACUACACACAAUACGCCGUGCUGAGUAAUUCGACGGAUGUGGACGGCUAUGUGGCGCCGCAAUAA